AUGAAGACAAAAAAAGGUAAAGGUGUAGGGAAGAAAACAAAAAAGGAAAACCUAAGUGAUGGAUACGACAAAAAAAAUGAAACGAUUGAAAUUAAAAAUUUAAAUGAUGCCAAUGAGGUAAACGAAAACAAGGAAAUGAAAGGUGAAGAAUGUAGUGAUGGAAAAGAUAAUUUAAAUAAAGAUAGAAAUAAACCAAAGAUAUUACAAAACCUUUUAGUAGUGACCUGUGAUUCAUGCCAUCGUUUAGCAGUUAAACAUAAGUCCUUAUUAUGUAGCUCUUGUCAGAAAUCAUACCAUCCUCAGUGCAUUCCUAAUAAACACCAGGAACACAUUCCGGAUCAAGAUGAGCUUUCUGAUUUUAUAUGCCAUAAAUGUUAUUUGUUACACGAUGAUUCUGAGUUGUCUGAGGAUGAGAGUACUCAAGAGGAUAUAGGUAUAUUUUAA
Molecule: messenger RNA, 444 nt
Organism: Diatraea saccharalis (sugarcane borer)
Lineage: Eukaryota; Metazoa; Arthropoda; Insecta; Lepidoptera; Crambidae
Source: the annotation of a GenBank genome assembly